GCCUGUGGCUGCUUGUUGUAAGUACCCCUUGGGCGGCACACGGGGAGUAGUGGGGGUAAUCCGAGGUAAUCCACGGCCGAGUGAAGUUCGCGGACCCCCGGCCUGGGUCAAGGGCUCCGGCCGCACGCUCCGCGCCUCGCAGCCAUGCCUCGCAAGAUUGAGGAGAUCAAGGACUUCCUGCUCACGGCCCGGCGGAAGGACGCCAAGUCCGUCAAGAUCAAGAAAAAUAAGGAUAAUGUGAAGUUCAAAGUGCGGUGCAGCAGAUACCUGUAUACCCUGGUCAUCACGGACAAGGAGAAGGCCGAGAAACUGAAGCAGUCCCUGCCCCCGGGUUUGGCGGUGAAGGAGCUGAAGUGAACCCGACAUGCUGAUCUGUAUUAAAACGUUAAAAAUCUU
Molecule: messenger RNA, 396 nt
Organism: Myotis daubentonii (Daubenton's bat)
Lineage: Eukaryota; Metazoa; Chordata; Mammalia; Chiroptera; Vespertilionidae
Gene: RPL38
Product: ribosomal protein L38
Exons: 5
Coding region: 145-357 (70 amino acids)
Biological process (GO): translation; protein-RNA complex assembly
Cellular component (GO): ribosome; cytosolic large ribosomal subunit
Molecular function (GO): structural constituent of ribosome
Source: RefSeq, a predicted model, not a curated record